Molecule: messenger RNA, 573 nt
Organism: Salvia hispanica
Lineage: Eukaryota; Viridiplantae; Streptophyta; Magnoliopsida; Lamiales; Lamiaceae
Source: RefSeq, a predicted model, not a curated record
CAAAUUUGAGAAGGCGAGGUGUUUGAAUUUGGCGACUGAUAGAUGAAAAGCAGAUUGUGUUCUUACCUUUUUUCAAAUAUAGAAAGAUGACAUGUUUUUUUUCGACAAACCAAAAAUGAAAGGGCGUAGUCGUGGUGGGCCCAAUAGGUGGAUGCAGUGACGCCGGGGGACGGAAUCAGUGUCGAGAUGGAGAUCAUGGAGCCGAAACGAGGGGCGGAGACGAUCCCGGUUAUGGAGAUUCGGGACAGGGGAGCUUUCCACCCCCCAACGCUGGAGAUCGAGUCCCACCCCUCCUCCAUCCCAGAUGUGGAGUCCGCCAUCGCCGGCGCCGUGGCAACAAACACCCCAAAACCGGGGUCAGUCCCCGGCUUAUCAGCAGAGAUAUGCGGGUCGUACCCAACCGGGGACGGGCGACUACCGACCCAACAUGGACGCGAUAAACUUCCCGUCCCAAUUCCAAUCCUCCCCAUUCCAGAGCAGUCAAUCUCCGCUUGACGAAUCUGAUAGAUUCACAUGGGAACAAUUGAUGGGGUCGCCUGAUACCCCGACGCCGACGCCCGGUCGUGUAGAGAC